Diaporthe citri is the source of this 2448-nucleotide messenger RNA. RefSeq lists its product as uncharacterized. Bases 1 to 2448 code for a protein of 815 amino acids. Lineage: Eukaryota; Fungi; Ascomycota; Sordariomycetes; Diaporthales; Diaporthaceae. The transcript has 3 exons. Gene Ontology annotation, molecular function: carboxypeptidase activity. The record is from RefSeq and is a predicted model, not a curated record.
AUGCGGCUGACAGGCACAGGAACGACAGGCCAUAACAUGGUCAACCCCGAAAAGAUGGCGGACGAGCACACGCCUCUGAUCUCGACCGUGAGGACCGCGCCACCACGCCAGCGCUAUCCUCACCAUGUCGUGCGACGCUUCUGCACCAUCGCCAUAUCCUGUAGCCUCAUUGCCUUGUUUACCACAUUUCUUUUCUCCUUCGGGCUUGAUCGUCAUGGUCACGAAUGGGAAUUCUCUUGGCCCUCGUGCAAGGACCGGCACCUGACCUACGAGGAACUCAAGGAGAUCCUGCUCGAGACACCAAGCAGUGAGAGGGCCGAGGAAUGGCAGAAGUAUUACACCGAGGGCGCUCACUUGGCGGGCCAGAACUAUUCUCAGGCGCUGUGGACCAAGGAGAAGUGGGCAGAAUGGGGCAUCGAUUCAUCAAUUGUCACAUACGACAUCUAUCUGAACCGGCCCGUCGACCACCGCCUGACAGUUCUCGGCAAGUCAGGCUCAGGUGACGCCUCGGCAUGGAAGGUAUCAUUCGAGGCUUCACUUGUUGAGGACGUCCUUGAGGAAGACCCCACUACUGGAUUCAACACGAGCAUCCCGACAUUCCACGGCUACUCUGCCAGUGGCAAUGUGACAGGCCAGUUUGUCUACGUGAACUAUGGAACGUAUCAAGACUACGAGGAUCUCGUCAAAGCUGGCAUUGACUUGGAGGGCAAGAUCGCGAUUGCUCGGUAUGGUGGUAUCUUCCGGGGCCUGAAGGUGAAGCGGGCCCAGGAGCUGGGUGCCGUUGGUGUGAUCCUCUACUCAGACCCCGGCGACGAUGGUGAAGUCACCGAAGAGAAGGGCGUCGAGAAGUACCCCAAGGGCCCCGCGCGUCAGCCCAGCAGUGUGCAGCGCGGAAGCACCGAGUUCUUGAGCUUCGCCCCGGGUGACCCGACCACUCCUGGCUAUCCCUCGAAGCCUGGCGUUCCUCGUGGUCCUACCGAGCCGUAUAUCCCGAGUAUUCCCAGCAUCCCCAUCUCCUAUAAGGAUGCAUUGCCCAUUCUCAAGGCUCUCAACGGCCACGGGCCAUCUGCCAAAGACUUCAACAAGUACUGGAAAGCGGACUUGGGUCUCGGGUACAAAGGCGUGAACUACAGCGUCGGCCCUUCACCUGAAAACGUUGUUAUCAACCUGUACAACGAGCAGGACUACAUCAUCACACCUAAUUGGGAUGUCAUUGGUAUCAUCAACGGUUCCAUCCCCGAUGAGGUCAUAGUCGUUGGGAACCAUCGUGAUGCAUGGAUUGUUGGGGGUGCAGGUGACCCCAACAGUGGAUCGGCUGUUAUCAAUGAAGUCAUCCGCAGUUUCGGAGAGGCCCUCAAGAAGGGCUGGAAGCCGUUGCGAACGAUCGUGUUUGCUUCUUGGGACGGGGAGGAGUAUGGUCUACUGGGCAGUACCGAGUGGGUGGAAGAGUACCUGCCAUGGCUAUCGCACGCCAACGUUGCCUAUCUGAAUGUCGACGUUGGAGUACGGGGACAAGACUUCCACGCAUCAGCGGCGCCCCUCCUCAACAGCGUCCUUUACGACGUCACUGCUCAGGUGCAAUCACCUAACCAGACUGUCAAGGGCCAGACCGUCUACGACACCUGGAACAAGAAAAUCAGUACCCUGGGCAGCGGAAGUGACUACACGGCAUUCCAGGACUUUGCUGGUAUCCCUAGCAUUGAUUUCGGGUUCGGCGCCGGCUCCAAGGAUCCAGUCUACCACUACCACUCCAACUACGAUAGUUUCCGCUGGAUGUCUGAAUUCGGUGAUCCGGGCUUUGUCUAUCAUCGAACCAUGUCGCAGAUCCUUGCGCUUACCACGGCCAAACUCGCCGACGAGCCGGUGCUGUCCUUCGAGGCGGCCACCUACGCCACGGCUCUUGACAAGUACGUCAGCAGGGUGGAAGAGAAGCUGGCGGCCGCAGCCAUUCAGUCCAAGCCCACGGACAAGGACGAAAUUCUUGCGAUGCGCGGGAGUGUCAUCCGCCUGGAGGCUGAAGCCACAGGUGAGGCUGAUGGCUUCCGCAGGAGCCUUGUGAAGCUGCAUGAGGCGAUCGCUGGCUUGGUGACCGAGGCGAGCAAGUUGGACGCCAAGAAGGCUGAGCUGCAGGAGGAAGUCAGCAAGGAGAUCCCGUGGUGGAAGUGGCCGAAGAAGCUGAGGCUCGGCUACGAGAUCCGCAAGGUAAACACAAAGUACAAGUACUUGGACAGAGAUUUCAUCUAUCCAGAGGGGCUGGAUGGGCGUCCCUGGUUCAAGCACAUUGUCUUUGCACCAGGCUUAUGGACUGGCUAUGCUGGAGCUGUCUAUCCGGGUCUGGUGGAGAGUAUCGACGCGAAGAACUAUACCAAUGCAGUCCGAUGGUCUGGUAUCAUCGAAGACUCCGUCAAGAAGGCUACUGCCAACAUCAAGGUUGGUCACCACGGCUAG